UACUACUACUACUACUACUACUACUACUUUACUACUUUACUACUGCCACAAAAAUGUCCGUUCAUCUGGAACCCGCGUCGCAACUCUCAUUUCGACGUCCAUUGACUCAAGUGACCAAAGAGUUAUUGCUCGUUACAAAUCCAAGCAAUGACCCUGUCAUGUUUAAAAUCAAGACAACAGCACCAAAGCAAUACUGCGUACGUCCCAACGCAGGUCGAGUGGAACCCAAUUCCCAAAUUGAAGUGCAUGUCAUUUUGCAACCAUUCAAGGAAGAGCCUCCAGCUGAUUACAAAUGCAAAGACAAGUUCUUGGUGCAAACGGCAGUAAUCAAGCCUGCUUAUGAAGCUUUGCCUAUUGCAGAUAUGUGGGGUCGUGUCGAACAAGAGGAUAAGGCUGGUAUUUUUCAGCAAAAGAUCAAGUGUGCCUAUUUGCCAUCCGAGGAGGACCCUUAUCUUGUGAACAAUGCUGCUGCUGCUGCCGACGAUGAACAGCAGCAGCAACAACAACAACAACAACAACAACAACAGGAACCUAUUCAGCAUCAGGCACUACCACCACAGCCAUCAUCACAACCCACUGCGCCAGUGUCCGAAAUUCCUGCACUUGCACCUGCACCUGCACAGGCGAACGAAGCUGAAAAUGUUGAACCAUCAUCACCUGAAGCAAUCGUACCUACUGCUGCUGCCACUAUGACUACUACUACCGCACCAUCACAGCAAGAGCAGCAACCCUUAGUCGAGUCGCCACCCGUUGAACCAGAGACUGUCUCGCCACCCGUUCAAACGCAAUUGGCCAACAUCGACCAGGCACCUGAACCCAAGCCCCGAUCAGUAUUGCCACCUGCCCCUAUUGAAACCUCAAAGCCUGAGCAGCAGCAACAACAACAACCAGAACAACAACCUGCUGUUGCAUCAUCAUCAUCAUCAUCAUCAUCAUUAUCACCUGCCACAUCCUCGCCCAAGGUGCCCGAAAUCGCUCCUGCGGUUACUACUGUGGAGAAAGAAUCAGAGGAGGACAAGGAAAAGACACAGCUCAAGGACGAUCUCAACAAGACACGGGAGUUGGUACAGCAAUUGCAGAAGCAAUUGGCCACGUUGCAAAAGGAGCAGGAGGCCAACAACAAGAGCAGUGGUGCACGCAAAUUACCACACACGGUGCAGCCCCAAGAUGCAGUGCACCAACAUUUGGCAGCAUUGGAGAAGAAGCAACAAGGUGUUGAAGGAUAUCCACCACAAGUCGUGUUGAUUGUCGCUGCAAUGACCUUUGUCUUUACUUACUUGUUCUUCUAAACACCCUUCCCCCCUCUCCUCCUCUCCAAAUCCACCAUCUUAUAUCUGCAACAACAGCAAAAGGCUUGUUUGCUUGGUGUUGAUGAAAAAAGGGAAAAAAAAGUAGGUGGAUGCGAAAACUAUUUUUAUUAUUAUUACUAUUUUUUUUACCCUACAGCAACCUCCAACCUAUCGACCAUGAUGCAACAAGCCCAAUUCACCAACAACGCGCUCAACACUAGCCCUACAAACCACCUAUAUACUCACACUUACACUUCAACUCACUCACCCCACAAAUCAACUUGGCAUAAAUGAAUAUAUUAUAGGAUAUACAUACUUUUUAGUAUACUAGUAGCCCCAACUCCCAUAAAACCCAAAAAACAAGAAACCUCUUCCUGCUCGCAAACAAUCAUAAAAUAAAGGCAAAAAUCAAGGGU
Zychaea mexicana is the source of this 1705-nucleotide messenger RNA. Its product is annotated as PapD-like protein. The transcript has 5 exons. Gene Ontology annotation, molecular function: FFAT motif binding. NCBI's taxonomy places the organism in Eukaryota, Fungi, Mucoromycota, Mucoromycetes, Mucorales, Lichtheimiaceae. Gene Ontology annotation, cellular component: endoplasmic reticulum membrane; plasma membrane. The coding region runs from base 54 to 1289 and encodes 411 amino acids. The record is from RefSeq and is a predicted model, not a curated record. Gene Ontology annotation, biological process: endoplasmic reticulum membrane organization.